AUGUCAAAACCGUUUGCAUGGUGGUGGAGGUGGCAGCAUGGUGGUGGUGGUGGUGGUGGAGGUGAAGGUGGAGUUGGUGGUGGUGGUUGUGGUGGAGGUGGAAGUGAAGGUGGAGUUGUUGGUGGUGGUGGUGGUGGUGGUGGUGGCAGCGAUGGCGGUGGUUGUGGAGGUAGAGUUGGAUGUGGAAGUGGAGGUGGUGUUAUUUUUUAA
Messenger RNA from Prunus armeniaca (apricot), 210 nucleotides. The record is from the annotation of a GenBank genome assembly. Lineage: Eukaryota; Viridiplantae; Streptophyta; Magnoliopsida; Rosales; Rosaceae.